UCACAUCAAACCGCCUCUCAGCUUACGGCGCUCGCCAGCGUCAUCGGGCGUGUUUCCUAUCACGCCGACCUACCACACACACACCACCAUGCCGUGUGCCAAUUAUAGACAAUUCACCUUGACGUCAAAACAUUACCUUAUCCGUCAGCUCAUGUUCAGUCCAGUGGGGCAUCCACAGAAGGCUUUGUGCGUCUCUGGACGGACACGCAGGCAAACGAAUAUUUGAUGGCUGUGCCGUGUUUCAGCGCGUACGUGACAUUUGAGAGAUUUCUGAAGUCGCCAGUUCUCGCGUCGAUGACCGCAACGCCAGUGUAAGAACCGCCCCUGCACAGGGAAGCAGCCAAUUGAUAAUUUUGACUUCUUGGCUGGCUGAAUCACAAGCUGCCACUAGCUCACCCUUCAGCGACGGGUGUCAAGACCCAUGGGCCGCCCCGCUCGAUACUGCGAUACAUUCUACCUGGCCCAACAUCUGACAGCGGAACAAGCCGAUACAAAACAUGGGAUAAGCUGCGUGCCACUGGAUGUCUGCUCACUGAUGAGUGAAUAGGUGAGGUUCCCCGCCAACACUUCGCCAAUGUCAACCACAGCGACGCCACUAUCGGCUUCAUCGGACCCCAAUGCAAUGAAUGCCUGACAGAUAAAGAGAAAGGGACCUUCUUCAGACAGCCACCGUGUGUGGGUGAUCUCACCAGCCAGUGCGCGGCGCUGCUUGCAUCGUCAACAGUGUUAAAGAAGGACAUCUUGCCUGGCCCCCUUCAAACGAGACAACCACCGGAUUUGUUCCUCCCUCUAUCGCCCUCUGUCCACCUCGCUCGCCGCUUACCCAGGGACGUCGAGCGUGAUGACUUUCGUCUCAUCCGUGAGAUUCUUUUUGUUGAAGAUGUGCACUCUGUCUGUCUUGGUAUCGCUGAUCAAGAGCAAAUCGCGCGCAUGGCCCUCCGCAUCGUUCUCCGUUUCAGGAAUGGGGUAAAUCCUGAAGCCAUGAGAGAGGCAGUAUGAGGUCGGUCUGCUAGUUCUUUACUGUGUCUCACAUACCUGCCGCUGAUGCCUGCAUGCCGCCGCAGAGGCCGUCUCGAGGCGACGUCGAUCUCCCAAACGCUCGGUGCGUCAGAGGGCCUCAU
Messenger RNA from Vitrella brassicaformis, 1121 nucleotides. The record is from the annotation of a GenBank genome assembly. NCBI's taxonomy places the organism in Eukaryota, Vitrellaceae.